Molecule: messenger RNA, 2104 nt
Organism: Phodopus roborovskii (desert hamster)
Lineage: Eukaryota; Metazoa; Chordata; Mammalia; Rodentia; Cricetidae
Gene: Slc16a7
Product: solute carrier family 16 member 7
Exons: 5
Coding region: 158-1612 (484 amino acids)
Biological process (GO): transmembrane transport; monocarboxylic acid transport
Cellular component (GO): membrane
Molecular function (GO): monocarboxylic acid transmembrane transporter activity
Source: RefSeq, a predicted model, not a curated record
GUAAUCUGGAGUCUGCACGACCUCUCCCUUUGUAUUGCCUUCAAAUAUUACUCAUCAACCUAAAGUGGCUAGGCUUAAAUAUACACACCACCCAAAGAAAUCUGUUAAAGUGGUCAUCUGACAACAGGUUACUUUAGUCUCCAGCAGAGGUGCAGAAAUGCCAUCGGAGACUGCUGUACCGCUUCCCCACCCGCUUCCUCCCGAUGGAGGGUGGGGCUGGGUAGUGGUUGGAGCAUCCUUUAUCUCCAUCGGAUUUUCAUAUGCCUUCCCCAAAGCUGUCACAGUAUUCUUCAAAGAUAUUCAGGAAAUAUUCCACGCUAGCUACAGUGAAAUCGCGUGGAUAUCGUCCAUCAUGCUGGCUGUGAUGUAUGCAGGAGGUCCCGUCAGUAGUGUCCUGGUGAAUAACUAUGGCAGCCGGCCAGUGGUGAUAGUUGGAGGGUUGUUAUGCUGUACCGGAAUGAUCUUGGCCUCCUUCAGUAACAGUGUGUUAGAGCUUUACCUCACGGUUGGCUUCAUCGGAGGUUUAGGAUUAGCGUUCAAUCUACAACCAGCCUUAACGAUAAUAGGAAAAUACUUCUAUAGGAGACGACCCAUGGCGAAUGGCUUGGCCAUGGCAGGCAGCCCUGUUUUCUUAAGCUCACUGGCUCCUUUCAAUCAGUACCUGUUCAACAGUUAUGGCUGGAAGGGAAGCUUCUUGAUCUUGGGAGGCAUAUUUUUGCACUCCUGUGUAGCUGGGUGCCUCAUGAGGCCUGUCCAGACAAGUACACGGAAGUCAAAGUCUAAAAGUAAAGUUGGUUCAAGACAUGAAGGAAGUAUGAAGAAAGCCAGCAAGGUGUCAGCAGCAGAGAAGAUUAACAGGUUUUUAGAUUUCAGCCUUUUUAAGCAUAGAGGAUUUUUGAUCUACCUGUCCGGAAAUGUCAUUAUGUUUCUAGGGUUUUUUGCCCCUAUUAUAUUCCUGGCUCCGUAUGCUAAAGACAAGGGAGUGGAUGAAUAUAACUCAGCUUUACUGCUGUCUGUGAUGGCUUUUGUUGAUAUGUUUGCUCGACCGUGUGGAGGAUUAAUAGCCAACUCCAGGUUAGUCCGUCCACGAAUCCAGUACUUCUUCAGCUUUGCCAUCAUGUUCACUGGCAUUUGCCAUCUCCUCUGCCCCCUGGCAGACACCUACCCAGCUUUGGUGGUCUACUCUAUAUUCUUUGGCUAUGGAUUUGGAAGUGUUAGCAGCGUGCUCUUUGAGACUCUCAUGGACCUUGUUGGGCCUGCCAGAUUUUCCAGUGCCGUGGGACUCGCCACGAUUGUAGAAUGUUGUCCUGUUCUUCUUGGCCCUCCCAUUGCCGGCAAAUUGGUCGAUAAAACUAAAGACUAUAAAUACAUGUACAUAGCCAGUGGGACCAUUGUGGUAAUAUCAGGCAUUUAUCUGUUCAUCGGCAAUGCUAUAAACUAUAGACUCCUCGCCAAGGAAAGGAAGAGAGAGAAAGCAAGGAGGAAGAAAUCAGCUACCCAUCCUUCCAGAGACUCGGAGGCUUUGAGCAGAUCAAAACAGGACGAUGUUGCUGUCAGAGUCUCAAAUGCACACAGCCCUCCCUCAGACAGAGAAAGAGAAAGCAAUAUUUAACAUGAGUCUCAUCUCCAACCAGUGUUUAUCAAUUAUGAGUUUCUUUGUGUUUUUUAAAGCAUUGGAAAGGAUUUUAGCUAAAACAAAGGAUCACAAACAGUAACGAAAAUUGGUAUUUUCCUCAAUGACAUGUUACAAAUCAAUAUUUUGACACUUGUUUGGAUAGGUAAAUUCUAAGAUUGUGCACACAGGAAAUCCAUGCAGUGGCUUAUUUGCAUACCUGACUUGGGGUGUUGUGAUAACAAAGAAGAAUUUUUAAGUCUUUCACUGACUUUUUUACCUCUAGCUGUAGAAUGAAAUCUGCAUCCCAGACUCCCCUGGCUUUUGUAAGCAUAUGUCAAUUCUACAAAGUUCAUUUUUUUUUUAAAAUUUGGUAUUGUUACGAAGGAAAUUGAGGACAAGUAUUUCUCUUCACACACAAAGAUAUAUAUCCACACGAACACUGAGUAUCUGGAGACCAUGGAGAAAUAAAUGAAUUUGAAAAAAAAAUUA